Humulus lupulus (European hop) is the source of this 1118-nucleotide messenger RNA. RefSeq names its product cell wall / vacuolar inhibitor of fructosidase 1. Lineage: Eukaryota; Viridiplantae; Streptophyta; Magnoliopsida; Rosales; Cannabaceae. Gene Ontology annotation, molecular function: enzyme inhibitor activity. The coding region runs from base 303 to 848 and encodes 181 amino acids. Gene Ontology annotation, biological process: negative regulation of catalytic activity. The record is from RefSeq and is a predicted model, not a curated record. The transcript has a single exon.
AUCUUUCUUUAUUUAUUCUUCGUUCACAUGACUUUAUCUGAGAGCCGAAAUGCAUAUCAAUUUUCCAGACCAAGAACACCCAGCAAAAGACAACACAACACUAUAACCAAAUGCAAACAUGUGAUCCUAAUGAUUUGACUUCCAACGCAAAUAUAAAAAUAAUAAUAAAGUUUCCAUUUUUCUCAGCUAAAGAUGAUCGAAACCCCUCUAUAAAAGGACAACUUUAACACCCUUUAGGAAUCAUCAUAGUAAUCAGCUUUCUCUUCAUAAAGUAUUUCAAAUCCAAUAAAAGAAAAAGAAGAAUGAAGAACUCAACCUCCUUACUUCUUUUCCAUGUUACCCUUUUCAUUCUACUCCAAUCCCAUUACUGCUAUGUUCUUCCUUUAGAUGAAGGCAAUGGUUUGAUUGAGAACACCUGCAAAAAAACACCCCAUUAUGAUCUCUGUGUCUCUACCCUUGAAUCAAACCCAGAAAGCUCUGGUUCUGAUCUAAGAGGACUUGCCCACGUAAUGGUUGAUACUGUUCUCUCAAAAGCAACUGACAACUUAGACUUCAUUAGAGCUCUGCUUAAGCAAGCCCCAGAUGAACAAUUAGAGAAAUCUCUGGCUAACUGUGCUGAGAUCUAUAUCCCAGUUGUGAAGUACAGUCUUCCUCAGGUCAUUGAUGCUCUGACUGGAGGCCACUUUGGUUUUGCCAACUAUGGUAUAUCAGAUACAGCCAAGCAAGCACAGGCAUGUGAGAAGAACUUCUCAGGAUUUGACAAGUCUCCAUUGGCUGAGAGGAACAAUCUUCUGCAUGACCUUUCUGAAGUAGCUGCAGCCAUUAUUAAUGUCUUGCUUAAAGAUUGAAUCUUUUGUUUGAUUUUUCUUCCUCUCUUUGUAAUAGUGAAUAUAAUUUUCUUUUUCUUUUGUUCUACCACCCUUUUGUUUAGUUUCUUUCAGCCAUGGAUUAUUUGAGCUCUUCUGUUAUUUUCUAGACACUAAUUGUUGUGGAAUGCGAGGUUGAGUGAGUUGGACCUAAUAGAAGUGGUGGGGUUCUCUCUAUAGUUCACAAGCCUUUUCUAAGUGGACAAGGAAGGUUUGCCAAUUAUCUGACUGGCUUUCUGUGUUUCACUUUUU